Messenger RNA from Clarias gariepinus (North African catfish), 1067 nucleotides. It is a transcript of the gene blcap, whose product is annotated as bladder cancer associated protein. The transcript is spliced from 2 exons. The record is from RefSeq and is a predicted model, not a curated record. The coding region runs from base 307 to 570 and encodes 87 amino acids. Lineage: Eukaryota; Metazoa; Chordata; Actinopteri; Siluriformes; Clariidae.
UGAUCGUUUUCAGAAUAGAAUAGACAGCAGCGAUUACGUCUGUAAUGGAGAGAAUUAUAAUCCGGCAUUUUGCAGGGCGCGCUCGGGUCCUUGAGUGUUGGCCAAAUCUAAACAACCCUGUGUGAGAAGCAAUGGAGUCGUGUGGGUGAGGGCUCACUAUUCAGUCCGAAGAAUGACAGGCUUGACAUAAUAUCUGGACUACAAAGCUGAGCUCCACCAGCAGUUGGUGGUUGUACUUAACUUAACCAUCCAUCAUUUUGGAUAUCUGUUUUGAAACUUACCAGCCCCAGCAACUACAAAGAGACAAUGUACUGCCUCCAGUGGUUACUUCCGGUCCUGCUUAUCCCAAAGCCGCUGAACCCAGCUCUGUGGUUUAAUCAUUCUAUGUUCAUGGGCUUCUACUUGCUUAGCUUCCUGUUGGAAAGGAAGCCAUGCACCAUUUGUGCCUUAGUGUUCCUUGCAGCAUUGUUUCUCAUCUGCUACAGCUGCUGGGGGAAUUGCUUCCUUUACCACUGCCAUGACUCUCCACUGCCAAACUCUGCACAUGAUCCCAACAUUGUGGGCACCUAGACUCCAGAUCCUCAAGGAACCUUCCUUAAAGCUUCUUGGACAAACCAUGGACAGUGUCUGUCUGUGAAUGAACAAAUUCUAAAGAAAAAUGCUGAGAAAUUUGCAGGUGAUCGAGAGCCUCACUGAAGUCACACAUUAAUUAAUCACAAAACUAACUUCUUGCUGUUAUUUUAUUUUCCAUUCUGCAAAGCAAAGAAGUCUUAAAUCUUGUCCAUGGGUUGCUUAAAGGGUUCUUCUAUUUUAAUCUUUCAGCCCAACUUUUCUUAAAUUAAGUGGAUGUUGAAAGAUUAUGAGCAUGUAUGAGUUUUAUUUUAUAAAUUUCUGUUCUCGUCAGUCAGUUUAAAUCCCACAGUGACUUCAAUGGUGGUGAAUGUCCAAACUGAGCAUACUACAGAACAAGGGUAUUGAAAGUAAUUCGGUUGUACAUUUGUGCAGCUCAGUUUGUUUAAAUGCUGUUGCAGCUUUUAAUUCAAUAAAGUUCAUAAUGUGCAAAAUGA